Auanema sp. JU1783 is the source of this 966-nucleotide messenger RNA. The record is from the annotation of a GenBank genome assembly. NCBI's taxonomy places the organism in Eukaryota, Metazoa, Nematoda, Chromadorea, Rhabditida, Rhabditidae.
AUGCUUGAUGGCUCUGACUACAUGUCUAUGGCAUUACAUUGCAUUAUCUCAUUAGGUGGAGGACUUUGUAAUGUUUUUCUUAUUUUCCUUGUUCUCACUAGCACUCCAGCUAUACUGAGAUCGUACAGUAUGUUGAUUCUCAAUGCUGCCCUUACUGAUGCGCUAGCCUGCUUUUCAAGUUUAUUCACCAUGACAAGAAUUAUACCUGCUGGGCCGGCACUAACCUAUGUCUUCCAUGGACCAUGUCAAUUCUUUGGAGCAGAGUUCUGUUACUACACUUAUUGCUUCUUGCUACACACUCUGGCUCAUUCGUUGUUUGUGAUCCUGGCUUCCUUCAUCUACAGGAACCACGUAAUCUCCGAGCCUAACCUACGAGCACGUGCCGUAUGUUUCUGUCUUCUACUGGUGUAUCUACCAUCCUUCACCCAAUUUAUACUGUUCUGCAUUUCAUUAGGAGACUUGGACAAAAUAAUGGCUAUCCUACAUGAAGCAUAUCCUCAUUAUGACUUCACUGGUCUGACGAUUGCAGGAAAUGAAAAGGUUCUGUCUCCGAUCGUCAUCGUGCAAAUUCUCUACGUAACAGUUCCUUCUGUUCCUGUUUAUAUAGCUAUUACUCUCAUAAGAAGAAAUAUAUAUAACACAUUGAAAGAGAAAUCACAACACUUCAGUGAGGCAACCAUUCGAACGCACAAACAACUCGCAAAAGCUUUAACCAUUCAAGCUUGUUUACCGGCAACAUUUGUUAUAGCUGUAACAUUCUAUACCUCACUUCAGCUCGACAUCUAUCGAUCACCAAUAUUUGAAAAAUUGGUAUUUGUGAUAGUGUCGUGUGUUCCUAUGGGAGGACCAUUCGUCUCAAUCUAUUUCAUAAAGCCAUAUCGUGAGAAAACAUUGGAGUUACUUGGAAAAAGCAAAGAGAAGACAAUGAUAUCAAUCAGCACAGUAUCAAAUUCAUACAAAGCAUAA